This is a messenger RNA of Asterias rubens (European starfish), 6048 nucleotides long. RefSeq names its product low-density lipoprotein receptor-related protein 2-like. The transcript has 40 exons. The coding region runs from base 277 to 5742 and encodes 1821 amino acids. Lineage: Eukaryota; Metazoa; Echinodermata; Asteroidea; Forcipulatida; Asteriidae. Gene Ontology annotation, molecular function: calcium ion binding; protein binding. The record is from RefSeq and is a predicted model, not a curated record.
ACAGCCGCUAUUGUUACGCUCUUGGCCUGCGUAAUAGUAGUUCCCAACAAUAGCAUUGCACAGACACACAUCGUGACUGUGAUGAGUAGACCAGCGACUGUCAACGCAUUCACCUGUUUGCUUGCCUGAAGAGAACCACUAUCAGAUAGUCAGUGCUACAUCUCUUAGUCUUAUCAUCAAAGGAAUAUUACAAGAUACAAUCUUCACUGCACAUUGUCCCAUCUUGUGGGCAUCUCCCAAUGCCUUGCUGGCAUCAGAGUUGAAGAUACAAAAACAAUGGCUGGACCAGUGUUUAUAUGGAGCGGGCCUCCACUCUCACUUGUGUUAUUUAUAGUGUUUACAGCUUAUCUGCAUUGUACAGUGUCCCAAACUACGAUGCCCUGUGACGGAGUUAGGUGCAUGGAUUUUUCUUGCAUCAGCUCGGUUCAUGUUUGCGAUGGUUACUCGGAUUGCGUUGAUGGUUUAGCCACUGACGAACUAGACUGUCCAGUGUUAACGCCUUGUCGUAUUGGAUAUGAGAGAUGUCCAGGGACUGCAGGUCACACCAUUAAUGUCUGCAUUCCUCCUGAAUGGCGAUGUGACGGAGACAACGACUGUGGAGAUCACUCGGAUGAAAAUGUUGACUACUGCCGUGAAACCCCUUGCCCGUCAACUAUGAUAAAAUGCGCCGAUAGUUUCCGAUGUAUUUCAGGCACGUCAUACUGUAAUGGAGUACGGAACUGUGCGGAUGGGUCAGACGAACCCGCAGAAUGCCUAACAGAAAGCUUUACUUGCCCGACGGAUCAUUUUAAGUGUGCCAAUGGUCGUCGAUGUGUUCCCAAUCAGUGGCUGUGUGACAGAGAUGAUGAUUGCGGGGAUAAUUCUGAUGAAGAUGAUGCAGUACACAGCUGCAGUACCCAUGUGUGUAGUGACGAGUACUUUACAUGUCGUCAGAACCGCCCUGGCUUCAGUAAAUGUGUCGCUUUGGAUCUUGUAUGUGAUGGAACGAGCCACUGUGAAAACGCCGAGGACGAAGACCCUGCAUUUUGUGGUACCCGUCACCCAUGCCAGUCUUAUGAAUACCAGUGUCUGAAUUAUCUGUGUAUACCUUCCUGGUACCAGUGUGAUCAUGACAACGAUUGCGGAGAUGGAAGUGACGAAGGAGCCCAUUGUGAUUACCCGACCUGUCGAGAUGACAUUGAGUUCACAUGUAACAACGGUCGUUGUAUUCCACUGAACCAACGUUGUAAUGGAUAUGAUAACUGCAGGGAUAGCUCAGACGAACAAGACUGCACGUGUCCGGAAGGUUUCUUCCAAUGUCGGAACAAACAAUGCAUUCCAGAGGAUCUAGUGUGUAAUGGCUCCCCUAACUGCACGGAUAGCUCUGACAUUGGACCCUCUUGCAAUGUGAAUGAGUGCAGGAGUCCAGACUAUCCAGCCUGUAGCUAUGGGUGUGUAGAUGAACCGCUUUCGUAUCAUUGUACUUGUGAUGAUGGAUAUACCUUAGGAGAAGAUCAACACACUUGUGUCGAUUUCGAUGAGUGUGCUGAAACACCUAGUGUCUGCUCACAGGUUUGCAUUAACUUAGCAGGAAGUUACCUCUGCACUUGUGCAUGGGGCUAUACACAUGGGGCCGAAGGCUGCGUCGUUAACUACGGGGGUGAUCCAUUUAUAGUAUUUGGAAAUCGCUACUACAUACGCCGUCUUGGAAUUGAGCAAAACUCGGUCGACUAUGACCGCAUCGCUGACGACUUUGACCUCAUCGUUGCCUUGGACUUUGAUUAUGUGGACCAGAAGAUUUACUUCUCGGACAUCGGGAAUCAUUCUAUAAACCGCAUGAAUAUGGAUGGAACCAACAUAGAACAGGUUCACACAAACGGCGUCAUCAAUACUGAGGGUCUGGCUGUGGACUGGGUUACAAAGAAGUUGUAUUGGAUUGAUCGUAACCGUGACGUCAUGGAAGUUUCUGAUCUAGAUGGAAAGAAUCGUCUGGUUUUGAUUAGUUCCGGUCUCUUUGAACCUCGAGCAAUUGCUCUGGAUCCUGAACAUGGGUAUGCUUACUGGACUGACUGGGGACUGAGGCCAUACAUCGGUCGUAUUGGUAUGGAUGGAACUGACAAGAUGGAAUUACAUGACGAGAGAGUGGGCUGGCCCAAUGGAUUGACCAUUGAUUACGCAGCACAGCAUGUGUACUGGGUCGAUGCGCACUUGGAUUAUAUCUCCUACUCCGAUAUGGACUUUAAUCAUAUACACCGUCUCCUCCAUGAUGAUGAACAGCACACCAUCGCUCACCCCUUUGCCAUCACAGUCUUUGGAGACUACAUCUACUUCACUGAUUGGAAUCUUAAAGGAGUCUACAAGGCUCAUAAGUACAACGGCCAAGAAGUCGAGAUUCGUGCGACGGUUCAUCGACCCUUUGGUAUUCAGGUUGUACAUCCACUUCGACAAGAUCCAACUUUGAGCAAUGUCUGUGUUAAUGCUCCAUGUGAAGGACUGUGUCUCAUUGCUCCGGGAGGGAACGAGUAUACAUGUGCCUGCGCUGAGAAUCAUGUGGUGAACGGACACAGGUGCAUUCCAGCUUGCACGACUGCUCAGUUUGCAUGUAUUGCUGAACAAAAGUGCAUUCCCUGGUAUCGGCAGUGUAAUGGAAUCAAUGACUGUUCCGAUAACUCUGAUGAGCAGAAUUGCCCUGUGAGGUACUGCCAGCCUGGAGAGUAUCAAUGUAACGAUGGGAGCUGUUUGCAAUCGAUACUGUGGCUGUGUGACGGUGACAGAGAUUGCUCGGACGGUAGCGAUGAGGGGAGUGUUGCUAAAUGCUCCGUAAAUCAGUGUGAUACUUGGCAGUUUAGUUGUCUUGAUCGUUCUCGAUGUAUCAGCGAACGCAGAGUCUGUAAUCAAAUUAGUGACUGCAAUGAUGGGUCUGAUGAGUUAAAUUGCGAUACUCACAUGUGUGCUGAGGGGUACUUUAAGUGUACGACAAGUGGGUUUUGCAUCCCUGAAGAAUGGAAGUGUGAUCUGGACAAUGACUGCGGUGAUAACAGUGAUGAACCUCAUCGGGAAUGUCAGAAUGUGCAAUGUCCAGAUGGUUGGAUAAGCUGCUUAAACAGCUUCCGGUGUAUUCCUGAGUACGCUCGAUGUAAUGGUUACGACGAAUGUCGGGAUAACUCGGAUGAAAUUGGUUGUGAGGAAGUGACCUGCGACCCACUUGGGGAGUUCCGUUGCGACAAUCACCGUUGUAUCCCGCAGAGAUGGUUCUGUGAUUUUGAUAAUGAUUGUGGUGACUCCUCAGACGAGCCUCUGGGUUGUGAACCACGUCCCUGUAGUGAGAGUGAAUUCAGAUGUGUCAGUAGAGGACGCUGUAUAAGGGACCGUUGGCGUUGUGAUGGAUCUCCGGAUUGCAGCGACGGGUCAGACGAAGAAGGAUGUGGCGUUGUGUGUCGCCUGGACCAAUUUGCGUGUGCCAUCGGUGGUUGCAUCCCGGCCAACUUGACCUGUAACGGGUUUGAUAACUGUUUCGAUCGCUCGGAUGAGAUGAACUGUACUAAUCGUGUUUGCACAGCAGAUGAGUUUCGAUGCAGUAAUACGCUAUGUGUUCCUCAGUCAUCUGUCUGUAAUACCUACGAUGACUGUGGGGAUGGAAGUGAUGAAAGUACAGCGGCUUGCAUGAUGAUUACUUGUGACCUGACUAUUUCAUUUGAGUGUGCGGGUAAUGGUUUUUGCUUACCUCCACACAAGCUCUGUGACGGAAACGACGACUGUGGUGACAAUAGCGACGAGCAUUCUCAAUGUGAGGUACAGUGUACGCCUUCGACAUACCACUGUCAGAAUGAACAGUGCAUCUCAUGGGACAAAGUCUGCGAUUCGUUUCAAGAUUGUAGGGAUGGCUCCGACGAAACGUCCUGCUUCAAAAAUCCAACAGAAUGUAAUACGAUGAGCUGUCAAAAGCAAUGCAUCGCUCUUGGAUCAAGUUUCAUCUGUAGCUGUGGGGCAGGAUUUGCUGCGUCAUCAGAUGGAAUCUGUGAAGACAUCGAUGAAUGCUAUUUGUCCAGGCCAUGUGAUCAAGUUUGUUUCAACCGCAAAGGAAGCUAUGAUUGUAGAUGUGCCAAUGGAUUUGAGGAUCGUGGUAUCGAUGGACAAGACUGCAAGCCUAUUGGAGCCCAGGAAGUUAUCGUCUUUGGAGAUGGGACUGAAGUCCGCAAAUAUCUUCGAUUUGUAGAUCAGUAUCAAAGUCUGGUCAUAAAUGAAGAGCGCAUUGAAUCAUUAGACUUUGAUUACAAAUCAGGUCAUCUGUACUUCACUGAUUCUGAGCUUCGUGCAAUCAAGAGAGUGAAAUUCUCGAACGAAAACGCCUCCCAAGCACCGGACAACCUUGGUCUGGACAAUGUGUAUAGACCAAUGGGAAUCGCAGUGGACUGGUUGGGAAACAACAUUUACUUUGCAGAUCAGGGUCUUGAGACUAGAGAUGGAACGAGAGGCAAACGGGCUGCAGCAGAUAGAGGGCCCAAGAUUGUAGUUGCAUCGGCCAGGGAAUAUCCUUUUCAUGAGAAGACGUUGCAUACUGCUACACAACCUUACGCCAUUGCUGUCAACCCAAGAAAGGGUCUGAUGUACUGGACAGACCUAGGUGUUUCCCCCCACGGAUCUCUCCUCUUCAUGUCGUGGAUGAACGGAGAAUACAUGACACCCAUCAACGUGGCAGCAGCAAAACUCUACAAGCCGACGGGCCUCGCUGUUGAUUACACUGGGAACGAUACCGUGUACUGGUGUGACUCUGGGGCCGAUAUGAUUGGCUACAUCACGUAUGAUGGUAGUCUCUUCCGGGUUAUUGCUAAAGAAGGGCUUUCGAAUCCUUUCCAACUUGACGUCUUCGGAAAUGACAUCUAUUGGACGACGCGCUCCACUGAUAACAGAGGUCAGGUUCGGAGCAUGAACAAGACGGGUCAAGACCACGAGCUGAUCCUGAACGGCGUGAAUCUUCCUACUGGUAUCAAGAUGUGGCAGGAACAGAGAUAUCCUCUGACUGAGCCAAACCCAUGUGAGCGAAACCCUUGCCUGUACUUGUGCCUGAUAGUUCCGCCCCAGAAAAAUAGUGCCGUCAGUAAAGGAUUCGAGUGUGCCUGUCCGAGCGGUGUGGAGGUGGAUCCGACGCACUGCAGAGGGACACCAGUACCGACACCCACCACUACUUUACCUUGUAAAUGUGACAAUGGAGGCAUGUGUAGGGCAGACGGAACCUGCGACUGUUUACCAGGUUAUAUAGGAGCAAAUUGUGCAACUGCAGAUAAAAGUGAAGGGGGCGGACCCACAAGUGUCUUGAUCAUUGGGCCUCUUGUUGGCUUCAUCAUCCUUGCCAUAAUCAUCAUCGUGAUUCUCCUCUUCAUCUUCUACCGCAAACGAAAUAAGUUUGCUGGCCCCGUUGCCUACCGAGAUGGACAAAACGUUGAUAUCGCACCUCCACCAGUAGCUGUUGAAAGCCACUAUGAGACGAGGCUGGACCCAGCUGCUCCUGUCACAAUUGAGAAUCCUGCCUACGCAACUCUCGGCGCCGCUGGUGGAGGCGUCCCAAAUCUGCCAGAGAAGACCGGUCUGCCGUACGACGUAUCUGAGUACCAGCCCGGUUUCCAGGCAGGUCCGUUGCCGCCUAAGGAUUACAUGCAGGACGGUAUGCUAACGGCAGGCGGGUACCCCGAACCACCGCCUGCUUACACGGCUAACAACCCCCCUUCUCCAGAGAUUAAAGACCCUAAUAAUGGGCCAGAGUAAUACGUAAGGUCGAAGACCGCCACUCUCACAGGCCAAAUUUAACCAUUUAAUUAAAGACCAUUUUGUAUAAUCAGCACCAUAAAACCAUGGUUUUGUUGUUGAUUGUUUUGAAACAAUUUGUCUGCAAAAUGUCUAGUCAAAAAUCGUCACUUGCACAGGCCAAAUUUAACCCUUAGGAGAUCCUCUAUAUAUAAUCAUCAACGUACACCCAGACUUGCUUUUGUUGAUAACAGGAGACUUUUGGGACGCUUGGUGGCAGCAGACUUACCAGGUAAAAUCCAUUGUUCUUGGUUAUGUGCGCAUGCU